This is a messenger RNA of Scophthalmus maximus (turbot), 4809 nucleotides long. RefSeq names its product RNA binding motif protein 15 (gene rbm15). Bases 166 to 2727 code for a protein of 853 amino acids. Gene Ontology annotation, cellular component: nucleus. Gene Ontology annotation, molecular function: mRNA binding. NCBI's taxonomy places the organism in Eukaryota, Metazoa, Chordata, Actinopteri, Pleuronectiformes, Scophthalmidae. Gene Ontology annotation, biological process: regulation of alternative mRNA splicing, via spliceosome. The record is from RefSeq and is a predicted model, not a curated record. The transcript is spliced from 2 exons.
UUUGACUCGCACGGUAUAGCCAUGACAGGGGUCGAGACGACACCCGGUGUCGUGUUAAAACACACAGAAACUCGACUGAGUGGUGUUGCCUCCCCUGACGACUGAGGCCUAUAGGAGCAGCACUAGAGAACAGGCGCCCCGAGGAUCGGCUCCGCGUCAACUGAAAUGAAAGGUAAAGAGCGGUCGCCGAUUAAAAAGCGCUCUCGGGCCUUGGACGAUAUUCGAGACAGGGGAGGAUGCCACCCGACCAGCAAGAAAAUGGGGGCUCUGUCCGUUUCCACCGGCAGCAAUAAUGGAAACAGCUCGACCAAGAGCGACGGCGGCUCGACGAGAAGGAGUCUGCUCGGCGAGAAGCGGGAGCGGGACUUCGACAGCCACAGUCGGACUGGAAAUAACCACAGUUGUCAGUCCGCCGCCGCCGCCGCCGCCGCCGGCUCGCUCGGUAAGAACCACAGCCUGAGCCUGACGCUGGACUUGGCCGCGCCGAGGACCACGUCGCGGGCGGAGCCGCGCGUCCAGCCGCCGGGCGCGGAGAGUGAGUACAAAACCCUGAAAAUCAGCGACCUGGGCACGCAGCUGAGCGACGAGGACAUAGAGGACGGACUCUUCCACGAGUUCAAGAAAUUCGGCGACGUGAGCGUCAAGAUCAGCCGCAGCAACGACGAGCGGAUCGCCUUCGUGAAUUUCCGGAAGCCGGAGGACGCUCGGGCCGCGAAGCACGCGAGGGGGCGGCUGGUGCUGUACGACCGGCCGCUGAAAAUCGAAGCGGUGUACAUCAACAGGAGGCGCAGCCGCUCCCCCGUGGAGAGAGACUUGUACGGAGCGACACCGAGCCACAGACACUUGCAGAGACCCCUGUCGCCCACGGGGCUCGGGUACAGGGACUACCGGCUGCAGCAGUUGGCCCUGGGUCGGCUGCCCCCGCCGCCGCCGCCCCCUUUGCCCAGAGAGCUGGAGCGGGACCGGGAGUUCGCCCUGUUCGAGGCCCGGGCGCGUCCCGCUUUCAUCGCGGAGCGAGCCGCUUUCCGCGAGGAGGAUUUUAUAUCUCCGGAAGACGACCAAAGAGCCAACAGGACGCUGUUUCUAGGCAACCUGGACAUAACGGUCACGGAGGCCGACCUGAGGAGAGCCUUCGACAGGUUCGGGGUUAUCACAGAAGUGGACAUCAAGAGACCCACACGGGGACAAACCAGCACGUACGGAUUUCUGAAAUUUGAAAACCUGGACAUGGCCCACCGCGCCAAGCUGAGUAUGUCUGGCAAAAUUGUGGGACGCAACCCCAUAAAGAUUGGCUAUGGGAAAGCAACGCCCACCACGCGCCUGUGGGUGGGCGGACUUGGGCCCUGGGUUCCCCUAGCCGCCCUGGCAAGAGAGUUUGAUCGUUUUGGCACGAUAAGGACCAUUGACUACAGGAAGGGGGACACCUGGGCCUACAUUCAGUACGAAAGUUUGGAUGCUGCGCAGGCGGCGUGCACACACAUGAGGGGCUUUCCGUUGGGAGGCCCCGAGAGAAGACUCAGAGUGGACUUUGCUGACACUGAGCAUCGUUACCAGCAGCAGUUCCUGCAGCCUCUCCCAAUACCACCUUUUGACAUGGUGGCGGAGUCAUUUGUCCACCGUGCCACACCUGAACCACUGAGGGUCAGGGAACGGACUCCCCCGCCCCUUCACUUCAGGGAGAGAGAGCUCUUUCCCGGAACAGAGUGGCCCAACCCGGCUAUUCGCGAACGGGUACGCGCCUCACCUUUCGAGCCUCUGGAGCACUUGGAGCGUGAGCGGCGGGCGCGGGAGCCCUGGUCUUUGGAGCGAGAGCUGCAGGGACGAGAGCCUGUACGCAAACGGCGUGUAAUGGAGGACGGGCGCCAUAUAGAACAUUCCCCUGACAGCACUGAGAGGACAGUAAGGCGCAGGCGCGCUUCUCCAGAUGGCAGUCCUGGGGGCAGCAGCAGGGAUGGAGGCCGCUUCAGUGACUCAGAGCGCCCUGUGCGGGGCGAGAAACCCUCCCCAGCCAGAGAACGUCACAGCAGCCUGGAAAGAGGCGGGGCUGAACGGAGACUCAAAAGCCAGAGUCUCUCUGACAAAGCACCUUCAGGCAGCAGCGUUUCAGCAGUUGGAGAACGUAAGCGCAAAGCAGGCGAUGGAAGUAAAGGGCCCGCCAAGAGAGAACGUUCUGAGGGCGGUUCCAAGGGAGGCCAGCUGUCCAAGCUGGACGGCACCAGACUCAGUUUGGCCUGGCAAGGUAUGCUGCUGCUGAAGAACAGCAAUUUUCCAGCCAACAUGCACCUGCUGGAGGGCGACCACAAUGUCGCCAGUGACCUGCUCGUCGACGGCACAACGGGGAGGCAGGUGAGCGAGCUAAAGAUCACCCAGCGUCUCCGCCUGGACCAGCCCAAGCUCGACGAGGUUUCCCGACGCAUCAAGGUGGCCGGUCCCGACGGCUACGCCAUCCUGCUGGCAGUUCCCGGGACCACGGAGGAUUCAUCGUCGGACCCCGCGGCAUCAACUCAGCGGCCUCUUCGGAACCUGGUGUCCUACCUCAACCAAAAACAAGCAGCAGGAGUCAUCAGCCUGCCCGUGGGAGGGAGCAGAGAUAAAGACAACACAGGGGUUCUUCAUGCUUUCCCUCCGUGUGAUUUCUCCCAGCAGUUCCUGGAUUCCUCUGCCAAAGCUCUGGCUAAAAGUGAGGAGGACUAUCUGGUCAUGAUUGUGGUUCGUGGAGCAUCUUAAAAAUCCGAACACACUAAGUUCAAGUCAUGUAAAAAAAAAAAAAAAAAAAUCUGCUGUAUGUCAGUAACUAUUGCAUGCUGUGUGUUCUGCAUUAUGGGGUGCACUAGUAUGGUUCUUGACUGUUUGUAUGUUCCCAUGUUAUCCACUUAAAGGAGAAAACUAGAAGGUUUUUUGAUUUUUGAAAUUAUUUUUAAAGGGUGUAUGAAUUGCUCACAAAGUCAUAAACCUGCAGUAAUUCAGUCAGAAUACUGUAAAACAUGAGCAUUGGAGGAAUACAUUUCAAAAACGUUUAUAAUAAUAUAAAUAAUAUAGAAAACUUUUGGUUCAUUUGCAAGUUUGAAAUAUUUGCUAUCCAGAUAUACCACGGGACAAGGAUUAAAAAGAUAAUAUAAAUAUCCGGAGUGGACACAGUAACACCGCCAUGAAGAUAAAUCUAAAAACAAUGGCCUCAAAAUCUAUUAUCAUAUUGAAUCCACAUCUUUCAGAGCUGAACAUUAACAAGCUUUGUUGAAAUCCUGGGCAAGUUUACUUCAUUGCCUGUACAGGCGUUGUUGUUGUGUCUACCUCCAACACAGGUACUUAACACCAGGGGAAUCAGAAGACAACAUUUUCAAAGCUUUGAAUUACAGGGCAAUUCUAUUUCUACUACAACCACGUUUUCAUUAAUUAAUACCAAGGUGAGCAUGAAAAUUUAGAGAUUUUGGUUUUCAGUGAAGCUGUAAAUGAUUUGGUCAUCUUUGCAUAAACACUCAUGUUUAACCAUUUGAUGGUAAAAACGUGGAUCACAGCUCUUCUUCGGUGCACCAAACUCCUCCCACCUAAAGUUUUUUCACAGUCUUGCCUUCAUCAGGUAACUCCCCUGAUGAAGGCAAGGUAGCUUGAUAAAUGUGGUAAUUGGAGGGCGGUGUGCAAAAGAAAUAUUGUGCUUUGUGUUUUAAUUUUCAUGGGCUUGGAUUGAAGCUCACCGGGUCCCUCUGUCCUCUAUUUUGAGGCCAUGCCUGAUAAAAUAUUUUUUUUAGAUAGCGCUCAUACAUUUCACUUACCUACAUUGUUAUCUGUGAUUUAAAAACAGUUUUUGUUGAGGUUCAUAGUUUGGAUCCGAGUGUAUUUAAAGUGUUGCUCAGUAUUGGCACACCAAAUUUCAGGAUAGACAAUGAACUUGGUGUGUCCCGUCCACUGGUCAAACCAAAUUGUCACGUCCACUCUGGAAUGCCGAAUACUAACAGAUGUGAGGUUUGCCCGGGGAACAGCCCAUAAUACAACACGCAUAGCAUAGUAAAGCAAAUACUAACAUGUUUCGGAUAUUUUUUACUUUAUAUUUCAUUUUGUGCAUCCCUACCUUAGAAAAAUGGUUGUGUAAUGUGAUCAAUGAAAAAACCCUACAGUAGAAAUGGAUGAAAAGCUUAGAGAAGUUUGUGUUGAUAUUUGACAGUCUGUUUCACUUAUUUCUCUGAAACUAGUAGGUCCUCCAACAAUAAUAAUAUUCAAUAUACUUAAAUGUUGGUAACAAGUAACAAAAAAACUGCCAUUUGUUCAGUAAGUAGGUCUGUGUAAUUUUAAAGUUUUAACGGCACCUGAACGGUUUAAAUUUGAAUUUGAAUUUUAGAGGUCUAAAUUUGACAAUAUUUUACUCUAUUUGACUGCCAACAUGUUCCAAAGGUCUACUUAACUUCUUUUCUUUUGCGUGUAUGUCCUGCAGUAGUAAUCCACCCUGAAUUAUGAUUUGCUGAGUUUGGUUUAACAUGUGUUGAAAAAUGUUCAUAUGUGGGAAAGUUGUUAUGUGUCAACAUCGCACCCACUGCAACGUUGGACUCCCGAGGAGACAAGUGCAGAGCUCAAAACCUCUGCAGAGAAGGCAACAUAGUGUUUGUGAGUCCUCACUGAUGAGGCAGCUUUUAAGUUGUGUAGCCCACCUGCACCUAUGAUGACUUCUGUUUAAAAUGGAAAAUUGAGCAAUGUACACUUUGAUGUCAUGGAAAAAGGAUAAUCCAUAGAGCCCACGAGAAGCUGUUCACAUGCCUGAAAGUGCGGUUGGGCACUUAAUGUGACCGAUUAUCAAUAAAUUGUUCAUUUGAAGGGAAA